Messenger RNA from Spirodela intermedia, 429 nucleotides. The record is from the annotation of a GenBank genome assembly. NCBI's taxonomy places the organism in Eukaryota, Viridiplantae, Streptophyta, Magnoliopsida, Alismatales, Araceae.
AUGGCCCAUGACUGCUCCGGUCAGUCCCAGAGCGAUGGCAUCGGCCUGGAUGGCGCCAGCGUUGGAGCAGCCAUGUCCGUCCAACCCGCCGCUUCGCGUGGGGAGACCUGCAGCUACUGCGGCGGCAGCGGCAGCGACGUGUACGUGAACAGCAACGUCCAAGGCGUCACCAACUCCGUGCUGGUCGGGUGCACCGUCGUCGUGAAGGACGCCGGGGCAAGAUGCCGGUUCCUCCGCCGCGGCGGGGGAGGAGGCGCGCUGUGCACCAGACGGCCGCGACACCGGCGCGCUGCGAGACAUCUCUGGCGCCCGUACCUCCCCGCCGCGCUCCUCCUCAUGUGGGCUCUCGUGGGUUUCCUAUGCUGGAAAUUACCAUCAAGUGAACCCCGAGAAAAUCGUCUGAAUCCCCUUCCAUGCAGAAAUCUCUAA